AUGCAGGUUGGUGGAAAGAGUGAGCUCACGAGUCCACUUGUGUGGAAACGCAAAUCGAUUUUGCGGAAAGCUUCAUCGUUGGCGCCUUGUGCACAGGGUCCGGCUCGCAAUGUCAGCUUUGCUCCAGCCCACAAGGUGGAUGUGUUUGUUGAUGACCUUCAGACCGAUUUGGCCCAGCCUGAUCCCAGUCCAGAAAACGAUCACUCGCUGACUGAACCUCACGUGUCACAUCAAGAAAGCAAGCGUGCAGGAAUUGACUCAUGUCCAGACACUAUGAUGACGCCAAAACCUGAUAGACCCCACGUGGCGCCUUCCUCACCUAUGGCUUCACCGCGGGAUCCUAUCGUUCAAGCGCUUUCCGAAGAGGAGACCGAAAGGCAGCGCAAGAAGCGAGAGUUUGACGAGACGGUUCAGCGUGAAGCUCAGAAGUUCCGACUUGCUGCAAAGCUGUCCGCUCAGAAGCGACUCGAAGAGGCUAGAGCAAGCCAGGUGCUGUGGGCAAAAGGGGACCAGCUGAAAUCAAGGCUGCAGGCUUCAGCUGCUGGCGAACAAAGAAGAAGCGCUCGUACACCGUUAGCUGACAAGGCUGCUUUUGAUCCGAUAUCACCGCUGAUUUCCGAGCCAUCGACUGUUACUGGAAGCCUUUCUCUAGCACCAGACGUGGAAACGUUGACUGCUUCAGCUUCCAAAGACGAAGCCCAAAGCUUAGACACGGUCCGGCUGGGUAAUAAGGAUGCUAAAAUGGUCGAGUCCGCGCGAUCGUUGGCUCGCCAACACGAAGAGAAUAGCAUUCCGAUCGUGUCAUCAGGCUUGGAAAGCUUGGUGCAUGAGCCUGAAGGUCCCGAAGCUUCGUGCAAUGUUGCGCAAAACAAGAAUGAGGGUAAGCAAUCGCUUAGUCAUCGACUGGAAGUCAGUGCGAUAGCAGCAGAGACGCUGCUAGCUGAUAAGAGAGUACAACAAGAAAUGGCCGAAGCCCGGUUUCCUCGUCUGGAUGAUGAAUCGAAGGAGCUGGAUCGACCGUCUUUUCUGGCAUCAACGACAUCACGUAAGGACGCAAUCAAGUCCGAGUCGCCGAAAGUGCAAACUGUUGCACCUUUGCUGGCUCGCAGGCCGGAGUCGCUAUCAUCGAUGGUGUCACCGAUUCCAAAGCCAUCGGUCAGGGAGACGGAUUUGAAACCUGCGGUAUUGACGGUAACUAAUGAUAUUCGACGUCCUAUCCCGAAUCUCGUUAGUGGGCUGCAUUCCUUCACCGCAUUGUUGGAGAAGAAUCAACCACAAGAAAAAACUGGUGGUCGCAGCGUACCUAUGUUGAAUGCGCUAAAGCUUGCGGAGAAGUCACGUGUGUUGGAGGAAAAGAAAAGGCUUGAGAAGGAGAAGCGGAAGGCGAUGCUCAAAAAGAAGAUGGAAGAGCACAAGAAAGUCGCGGCGCUAAAAGAAAAAGCUGAGAAAGAAGCUCAGGCAAAACGAGAGCAAGAUCGGCUGAAUGUGCGGAAGAAACGUGAGGCCGAGCUCGCGAAGCAGCGUCAGCAAAAGCUGAAAGAGAUGCGUGCAGGUCUCGAGAAGAAGCGGGCGAUGCUUGCCGCUGAGAGGAAGGCAAUUCAUGUAUCUAGUACAUCGUCGGUGUCCAGACCCGCGACUUCAACUGUAGGGACAUCGCACCAACGGCAUGGCGGCUUUGCAAGUGCCUCUGAGACUUCUCAGCCUAAGCCGGUACCGGUGCCACUACCAAAACUCGAUUCUAACUCGAUUGUCCCGAAGCCGCCGCAAGCGUCAAGACCCGCGGCAAAGCCCGCGCAAAAGCCUGUUGUUAAGCUUACGUUGACAUCUCCCGAUCCCGUAAAGUAUGCUCCAAAGAGUCAUUCGCCCGAUGUCAUGAAUUACGAGAUGUCGGACAAUAUGGAGUCCUCAGACGGUGAAAGCAGCGACUCGGAUGCAGAUCAUCACGGAAAGAAGAAGGUGCCGAGAUGGGCGCAAAAAAGCCAUCUUAACAAAGUUCUUCACGCACAGUUUGGCAAGAACGCCACCGAUCCUUCACCUGCGAUUUUCCAGGACUUCGUCGACACGUGCAACUUAGAGGCUAUCUUUGAGACGGCCGAUAUCAGCAAGAAGAAGAAGUUUGCUAGACGAACGAGUAGCGGCAACUGGUUGGCUGAUCGACCGACCGCGCGGGACAGAGCUUUGUAUCAACGUGAUAUGGGGUAUGACCGGUAG
Molecule: messenger RNA, 2211 nt
Organism: Hyaloperonospora brassicae
Lineage: Eukaryota; Oomycota; Peronosporomycetes; Peronosporales; Peronosporaceae
Source: the annotation of a GenBank genome assembly